UUAAAUUCUUUUUGCCCCCGAAAGCCUUCCAUAUGUUUCAUCAAAUAAAUUGGAGAACCUAGUGAAGCAAUUGGCAUCGGGAAGAUAACUGGGGUUCUUCCAUGUUCUGCACAGUAGAAGUGGGAGUUCAGUCGUUGGGGUGAUUAUCACAACUGAAAAACGGCUGAAGCGUGCCCAUUUCCGAGUGCUAGUGACACUUUGAGUAGCGGGUUCGCUUUUUGAGACUACUCUCUAACGCUAUCAGGCACGGAUAAAACCUCAUAAUUCCCACAAUUAUGCUUUGUUGCCUAGGGUUUUAGUUUUAUGAUUCCACUCUCAAACUCGAAACCAAUAAUGGCGAUUUCAUCUGCAAAUCUAAUCCCCAGAACUGCAAUUCAGCUACAGAGGCAAGUCCUUCUGAUUCCCUGGGUGAAAAAGAAGAUGAAGAUGGGAAUUAUUAGCUGUUCAAGGAGGAGAGACUACAGCAAUUCGGUUCCAGUAAGGUACAUUCCUAAGAAAUUGUUAGAAAAUAAAGAACCAGAAGCUUCUUUUUAUUCUCCCUCAAAUGGAUUAGGUGAUGUGAAAAUACAUGGUACUAAUAGUUCGGAAUCAAAUGGCAAAAGAUUUGAACUUUCCAAAAGUGAGCAGACUUCAUGCAGUACAAGGGGCUUUGUUUUAGGUUCCAAGCUUCGAAAUCUAAAUGAAAAUGCAAUUCACAACAUAAGCAAUGAUGUGACAUUGGAUGGUGGUAGAGUUGUUGAGUCAAAUGUACCAAGGAUUGGAAUUUCGGAUAGUGCGCAGACAUCUUGCAGUAGCAGGGGCUUUGUUGCUGACACGGAGUUUCAAUACCAAAAAGAAAGAGAAAAGCCAGUUACUGGAUUGGAUACAAGUAAAGUUGUUCAAUCAAAUCUAGAGGGAAUGGAACAUUUUAAAGGUGCACAGACUUCUUGCAGUAGCACGAGCUUUGUUGUGGACAUGGAGUUUCAAAGUCAAAUCGAAAAGCCAACUAACAGUUUGAAAGCUGAUGUUGGAUUGGAUACAAUUACAGUUGCUGGAUCAAAUGAGGACAGACGUGAACUUUCCAAACGUGCUCAAACCUCAUGCAGUGGCAGAAGCUUUGUUGUUGGUGCAGAGUUUCUGAAUGAGAAUGAAAAGCCAAUUGAUAACUUAGACUGUGAUGUUGGUUCAGCUUCAAAUAGAGCUGUUCGAUCAAAUAUACAAAGAAGUGAACUUUCCAAGAGUGUGCAGACAUCAUGCAGCAGCAGGAGCUUUGUGGGGGACACUGAGUUUCAAGAUCAAAAUGAAAACCCAAUUAACAGCAUAAAAAAUAAUAUUGAAUUUGGUACAAGUAGAGUUGUUCAAUCAAAUGAACAGAGACGUGAUCUUUCCAAAAGUGCACAGACUUCAAGCUGUGGCCAGAUUUGUAUUGUAGAUAACAAGUUUCAAAGCCAAUAUGCAAAAAGAAUUGAUUAUGAUGCUGGAUUGGGGAUUGGAGGAGAACUUGAUGAUCAUAUGCAGUAUGACAGCUACGAGGUCAUGGAGGAACUCGAAGGUUUUUCGGAAGAGGAGAGCAAUCAAGACCAUAGGAUUCAAGGAUCUCGAAUAAAGAAAGAUGUUGAGAAGUUGGCCAUUGAAUUACUUGCUACGAGAGCUUAUACAGCUGUGGAGCUAAGAAAGAAACUGCUGGGGAAGGAAUUUCCAGUUUGGGUUGUUGAUGCAGUAAUAACUGACUUUCAGACCAGAGGCUUUAUCAAUGAUGGCUUGUAUGCGGAAACAUUUUCCCGUUCUAGAUGGUCGUCCUCAACUUGGGGUCCGAGGCGACUAAAAAAGGUUUUCCUAGAUUGCCGUUGUUAUCUGCACUUGCACCUGAUGCUGAUGUUAAAGGGUCUGCUAUCCCCCCAUUUUUCCGUCUACAUAUGGCUGGGACGGAGAAUCUGCAUUUGAAGAAGGGCAGGUUAGUACGUUAAUAUUACGGCAAAAUGGGGGGAUAGCAGACCCUUGAAAAAAAAAUCAACAAAUAUUAAAACAAAAAAAAACAACAAAUAUUAAACCCAAAAAACUAAAAACUGAAAGGAAUAAACCAAUAUUAGAUCUCCAUAAAAAAGAAAUCACAAUAAAUUAAAAAAAUUAUUACAACCUCCUCCAUAAAAAUAAAAUAAAAAAAUAAAUACCAAUACCUUUAGCAUCAGCAUCAGGUGCAAGUGCAGAUAACAACGGCAAUCUGGGAAAACCUACACAGCAAAAAAUGACAUUAAAAAUCCAAAAAUGACAUAAAAACAUGAGAGAGGGAAAAAGGGCAAAAAGGAGGCGUACGUAGCAUAGUUAGACUUCUGCAAAGGAGACAUGAAAACAUGAGAGAGGGAAAAAGGGCAAAAAGGAAGCGUACGUAGCAUAGUUAGACUUCUGCAGAGGAUUAGGGUUAACAAUUUUUAUAAUGGGCUCAAAAACUUAUUAAUCUAUGGGACAAAAUUUCAGAUCUGAUCACAAAAAUUGUAGGAGAGAUGGUGGAAAAAUGUUACCAUUUGGCCCUUGCCAGAAAAGGAAGAGAAAGAAAAAAGAGAGAAUGUAGUCUUCUGAAUUAGUACGUCCAUCACAAAAAACUUGUAUAUUUUUUGGAUCCAAAUGUUACAGAGCCCAAAACAAAUGAUCACAAAAAUGGUGGAAAAAUGUUCGUCUCCUGACUUAGUACAUCCAUCACAAAAAACUUAAAUAUUUUUUGGAUCCAAAUGUGAGAGUCCAAAACAAAUGUUUGUUUUGGAUUCUAUCACGAAUAGGCCCAAAACAACAUUUGAUUUUUUGGGCUCAAAAAAUUAGGGUGAGUCAAAAUAAUUUUAAAACAAAACUAUUUCAAAAAA
This is a messenger RNA of Coffea arabica (coffee), 2834 nucleotides long. The record is from RefSeq and is a predicted model, not a curated record. NCBI's taxonomy places the organism in Eukaryota, Viridiplantae, Streptophyta, Magnoliopsida, Gentianales, Rubiaceae.